Penicillium canescens is the source of this 1137-nucleotide messenger RNA. RefSeq names its product MIF domain protein. The coding region runs from base 1 to 1137 and encodes 378 amino acids. The transcript is spliced from 2 exons. NCBI's taxonomy places the organism in Eukaryota, Fungi, Ascomycota, Eurotiomycetes, Eurotiales, Aspergillaceae. The record is from RefSeq and is a predicted model, not a curated record. Gene Ontology annotation, molecular function: phenylpyruvate tautomerase activity.
AUGGAUUCUUCUAAGCCCUCCUUGCCUCGUCUAAGUACCAAUAUUCUUCUCCUAGAACAAGUGCCUAAUGCUCUGGCACCUAAGGCCUUUUCAAACGCCAAAGUACCCCCGGUGAUCAUGCCCGAGAGACCAGCUCCCUCAUCAUUGUUCAAAGAAGAGAACCAAGAGGAAAAUGUGGCGCCUAUCACGCGUCUUUCAGAGCCAAAGCCCGUCUAUCUUGCUCCGAAAUGUGUACCCGAUUCGCCUAUCGCAAAGCCCAUGAAGACAAUGUAUUACGAGGACGCGUUCACUGUCCGUGGAUUGAAUCACUCUCCAAAGGACCGUGUUGCUCAGGGCUCAGUUGUUAUCGUGGAGCUAAAGACCAAUAUCAAGGCAAAGGAGAAUACACCCAAACUUCUGUCGGAUCUAGCCCUCUUUUUCGCCCAGACGUACCAACAUCCCGAGACUUCAGUCCUUGUCACAGUCGAUGAGGAUGCUCUUCUGACGUUCGGCAAUACCCCCGACUCAGCCUACCUGAUCAAGAUCUCCGCUCUUCCUAGUCUGAUCGCACCGCUCACCAAUCAACGCAACACGAGCCUCAUACAAGCAGCCCUCCUGAAUUUUCUCGGCAUUGCAUCAGAUAGAGGUGUCAUAAUUUUUGGCUCGGUGGGCGAAGACGACCUUGCAACAAACGGAGCUACUGCCAGGGGAGAGAUCAGCCGCCUUGAACGCAGUGAUCAUGGCAACAACCCCAGCCUAUUCAAGAGCAUCUCACGAUCGAUGAGUCGUCGUUUGAAGUCGAGUAGUGGCAACAGUGCUCCGAUGUCCCUCGCUGGUCUCAGCACUGUGGUCAGCCCCGAUGGUUUUGCCAUGGUUCCGGGUGCUUCUGACCUGCCGGAGACCAUUCCGCUCCGAUCUUCUCAGCCAGAUAAUGCAAAAUCUACAGAGCUAUCGAAGACUGAGUCGCAAACAGCAAAGUCCCUUACACUGGAAUCACCAAAGGAGGAUUCACUCAAUCAGGUGUCAUCUAAGGACGAGAAAAAGGAACGAGGACUGAAGAAGAGAGAGAGCCUAAAGAGCUUCGUUAACCGCCGUUUGUUCGAGUUGACUGGGCCAAGAGGAGCUUCUACACCCACACCAAAGCGAAAGAAUGUCUGA